AUGCGAAAUAGUCGAGUUAAAAAUCUACAUAGACACUACACACCAUUAGGAUAUCCGCCACAGGCGAAUAAUAAUGUUUUAGUUAUGACAGAUGAGGAAAGAAGAAUAUUAAAUUUUGGGCCAAAAUUUGUACCAUCAAAUCCAAAACAAGCAUUACAUAGAUUGAGUAAAGAGAUUAGUACUCUGAAAGAUAAGGUAGGAGAAGCAUGGAGACGAGAAACUCGUACAAUAGGUAAGUAUUUUGAUAAAUUAAAACUAAAUCCACAAGAUGCCGAGUUACCACAUCUUUAUUAUAAUCCAAAAGAUCAUAAGUUAGGAGAACCACUCCGACGAGUUCAUGCCGGAAAUGAAUUACAAAAUAAUUCAAAUUUUCAAUAA
Molecule: messenger RNA, 378 nt
Organism: Adineta steineri
Lineage: Eukaryota; Metazoa; Rotifera; Eurotatoria; Adinetida; Adinetidae
Source: the annotation of a GenBank genome assembly